Molecule: messenger RNA, 3521 nt
Organism: Antechinus flavipes (yellow-footed antechinus)
Lineage: Eukaryota; Metazoa; Chordata; Mammalia; Dasyuromorphia; Dasyuridae
Gene: PLOD1
Product: procollagen-lysine,2-oxoglutarate 5-dioxygenase 1
Exons: 19
Coding region: 175-2370 (731 amino acids)
Biological process (GO): peptidyl-lysine hydroxylation
Cellular component (GO): endoplasmic reticulum
Molecular function (GO): L-ascorbic acid binding; procollagen-lysine 5-dioxygenase activity; iron ion binding
Source: RefSeq, a predicted model, not a curated record
CUGGCGGUUCCUUGCGUGGCAGACUGAGGCCGGCCGAAGUUUCCAGCAAUCUCUGCCGCUGUCCCUCCCAGCUUUGUCCGCUGCAGCCAGUGGUUCGGGCUCCCUGCUGAGCGAGCCCCCAGGCAGCAGUUCCCGGCGCCCGCCUACCCGGCUGUGAGCCCUCCGACCGCCGGGAUGCGGCCCCUGCUGCUGGGGCCGCUGCUGGCCUCCGUCUGCUGGCUCAUCCUGGCCGAAGCCAAGAGCGACCCGAAGCCAGAGGAUAACCUAUUGGUUCUCACGGUGGCCACCAAGGAGACAGAGGGAUUCCGGCGCUUCAAGAGGUCCGCCCAGUUCUUCAACUAUAAAGUCCAGGUCCUCGGCCUUGGAGAGGACUGGCAAGGUGGGGAGAAGGAAACUACUUUGGGAGGUGGCCAAAAAGUCCGGCUCCUGAAAGCUGCUCUGGAGAAGUAUGCAGAUAAGGAAGACCAGGUCAUCCUCUUCACAGACAGCUAUGACGUGGUGUUCGCCUCUGGCCCCAGAGAACUCCUGAAGAAGUUCCGACAGGCCAAGAGCCGGGUGGUCUUCUCAGCUGAGGAGCUCAUCUAUCCUGACCGGAGGCUAGAGAUCAAGUAUCCCCAGGUCCAUGAUGGGAAGAGAUUCUUAGGCUCUGGAGGCUUCAUUGGCUACGCCCCAAACUUGAGCAAGAUGGUGGCCAGCUGGGACGGCCAGGACAGUGACAGUGACCAGCUCUUUUACACCAAGAUCUUCUUAGACCCGGAACAGAGGGAGAAGAUCAACAUCACUCUGGACCAUCGCUGCCGAAUCUUCCAGAACCUGGAUGGAGCCUUAGAUGAGGUGGUACUCAAGUUCGAGACGGCUCAAGUCCGAGCGAGGAACCUGGAGUACGACACCCUGCCCGUCCUGAUACACGGCAAUGGGCCCACCAAGCUCCAGUUGAAUUAUCUGGGGAACUACAUCCCUCGAUUUUGGACUUUCGAGACGGGCUGCACCGUGUGUGAUGAGGGCCUGCGGAGCCUGAAAGCCAUUGGGGAUGAAGCUCUGCCCUCAGUCCUCAUCGGAAUUUUCAUAGAACAGCCGACUCCGUUCCUCUCCCUGUUCUUCAAGAGGCUUCUGAACCUCCGCUACCCCCGGAAACGGCUUCGACUCUUCAUACACAAUCACGAGGAGCACCAUGAAGCCCAGGUGGAGCAGUUCAUAGCAGACCAUGGCAGUGAGUACCACACGGUCAAGCUGGUGGGACCGGAGCAGCGUGUGAGGGGCGCCGAUGCCCGGAACAUGGGCGCGGACCUGUGUCGGCAGGACCGAGACUGUACCUAUUACCUGAGCAUGGAUGCUGAGGUGGCCCUGACCAACCCAGAUGCCCUCCGUCUUCUGAUCGAGCAGAACAAAGCUGUCAUCGCUCCCUUGGUGAUCCGGGCAGGGAGGCUGUGGUCCAACUUCUGGGGGGCCCUGAGUGCUGAUGGUUUCUACGCCCGCUCCGAAGACUACGUGGACAUCGUCCAAGGGCGACGUGUUGGCGUCUGGAACGUCCCCUACAUCUCCAACAUCUACCUGAUCAAAGGCAGCACCUUGCGGGGCGACCUGCAGCAGAAGGACCUAUUUCACAGCAGCAAGCUGGACGCUGACAUGGCUUUCUGCUCCAACGUCCGCGAGCAGAAUGUCUUCUUGUUUGUGACCAACCGGCAUUCCUUCGGCCGCCUGCUGUCUGUGGACAAUUACCAAACAACUCACCUGCACAAUGACCUCUGGGAGAUCUUCAACAAUCCAGAGGACUGGAAGGAGAAAUACAUCCAUGAGAACUACACAGAGGCCCUCAAGGGGAAGCUGGUGGAGACGCCCUGUCCGGAUGUGUACUGGUUUCCCAUCUUCACGGAGACAGCCUGCGAUGAGCUGGUGGAGGAGAUGGAACACUUCGGCCAGUGGUCGGCUGGCGACAACAAGGACACUCGAAUUCAGGGCGGCUAUGAAAACGUCCCGACGAUUGACAUCCACAUGAAUCAGAUAAAGUUUGAGAGGGAAUGGCACAAGUUCCUGGUGGAAUACAUCGCUCCCAUGACCGAGAAGCUCUACCCAGGAUAUUACACCAGGGCCCAGUUUGACCUGGCCUUCGUGGUCCGCUACAAGCCGGAUGAACAGCCCUCCCUAAUGCCGCACCACGACGCCUCCACCUUCACCAUCAACAUUGCCCUCAAUAGGGUGGGCGUGGAUUAUGAGGGAGGAGGCUGCCGGUUCAUCCGCUACAACUGUUCCGUCAGAGCCCCCCGAAAAGGGUGGACCCUCAUGCAUCCGGGCCGACUCACCCAUUACCACGAGGGGCUCCCGACCACCAGAGGAACUCGAUACAUCGCCGUCUCCUUUGUCGACCCUUAGGAGCCCAGGCUUCGUCCCUGUGGACCUUUCCCCUUUUCUGAGCCUCCAGGACUGACCCUUGGCUGCCUUCAGCCGAGCCUCAGGGGGCUUCUUGUCCCUCUUUGAGAGCCCAGGAUGGGAAUCGGAACGGAUUGCCCCAGAGAUGGUGCUCACCUUAUUUCUCACAAGGCUGCGGCCUGCUGGCUCCGGGAGACGCCCUUGGCCUUAAAGACUGCCUGCCCUUCCUUCUGCUUUCCUCCGCUCCUUAGGAGCCGAGUGUCCCCCACUUUCUGCGGGGCACCCUGUGGAGCUGUGCAGACUCCAAGAAAUGGGGGCGCAGCUGGGUGGUGCAAUGGAUAGAGCACCCGAGUCAAAUCCAGCUUCAGACACUUGAAAGUUAAUAGCUGUGUGAUCCUGGGCAAGUCACUUAACCCCGACUGUCCCCUUGCCAAAAAUACAAACAAAAGCAGUAGGCCCGGGUGCUGAGCCAAGGCCGCUGAGGGAGCCCCCAGGUGCAGCUGAACCUUGGACAGCUCCCAGGUCCUCCCCUCCCAGGCCCUUCGGCCCUGUCCUCAGACGUCCUGCUUCCCCUUGUCUGAGGAGGGGCCUAGGUGUGCAAGGAGACAGGCAAGGAAUCUAUUUAUGUUUCAGAUCAGUCCCUGCAUUGGCUGGGCAGCCCCUGAAGAAUGGGGACCGGGGCUGGUAUUCACACACACACACACCACUCUUUGGACAGUUUGAAACAAGAAUUUUUAACAUUAAAACUUAACAAAACGCCCCACCGAGAUCUGCGAGUGUGUGUGUUGGGGGGGUUUCUUUUACAAGUAACUUAGGUAGCUGGUUAAAAAAGCCGGGGUUGCUGUGCUGGGGAGCCAGGGACUUCAGGGGAAGCCUUUACUCCCUCAAGGUUGACCUCAGGGAAUGCAGCCAUCCCCAAACACUCCCUGGCUCUGCUUCAGAGACAGGAUGUUAUUGCACUGACUGAAUAAUUAAAUUCAGCUAAUACCAAAGCACCAUCGUUAGUCUCCUUAUCUGCACAGUGGGGCGGGGGAAUAGAUGGCCCCCACGGUCACGCACAACUUUAGUUUUAGGAAGCUGUAAAUCCACACCUGUCAUCUGUAAAAUAGAAUAAAAAGAGCAUUUAUGUGGUGUCUCCCACACCGGGCACUGUA